AUCAUGAAUUUUUUGCAAAUAAUAGACAUUUAUUCCGUGAACAUUUGCUUAUCGUUAUGUAUGCUAAAGAAUAUUAUCCAUUAGGAAUGGGUGCGGAUCAGCGAAGACGUUCCGAAAAAUUCCGUAAAAGAAUAAUUUUUAAUCCGAAACAACGACAAAUUGGUGUAGAUAUAGGAACUUUAAACCAGCAAGUACAUGAAAACCAUCUUAAAAGAAUAAAAAAUGCUGUAUAUGAGAAAACUCUUGCUGAAGAAGCAAGAAAAAAUGAUGCAUUAGCGUUAUCAAUUGAACAGCAGAAAAAACAAUCUAUGCGAGAUCAGUGCAAGCAGAUUGAUGAAUUCCGUUUAUCCGUCCAAAGGCCUGAAAACAGUAGAGAUUUUGAUUUGUUUGACCCAAAUCUAAAGAAGAAAGAACGGCCCCCAAGAAUUUCUCGAUAUGAUAUUUGUCCAGUUUCUGGAAUUCAAAGACUUGACGGGGAAGAUUUGGACUAUGAUUCUCGUAUGAAGAAACAAAAGCAACAAGUCCAUGAUGUCUUACUUCAGCAAAUACUGGAACAGCGGAUGCAAAGAAUAAAUUUACAGAAAGCAGAUCAUGAUUGGGAAUCGUCAAUAUUAGAACAAGAUAAUUAUGCCUGGAAGUUACACUUAUCGGAAAUGGAUGACCGUAGAAAUGCAUCUUCUCAUCUUGCAGAUGAUAAUAAGAAAUUGGUAUUCUUCUUUUUCCUCAGCACUGAAUUAGCAUGGCAAAAACAAGAAAGUAAUAGACAACAAAAAAUAAAAGAUGAGUAUGAAAAUAGGAAAGACAUUGAAUUCCAUUAUUAUGGAGAUAUGCUAACUGAGAAUCCAUCUGUUGCCAAACACCCUCACCAAUCAAAUCGUAUCCUGACAGAUCGGUGGAAAGGAAUGACCAAAGAACAAUUACAAGAUAUUUAUAGAGGUCAAGUUUAUCAGAUGGAGAAUAAUUUAUUUAGGAAAGAACGAGAGCAGCUGAAGAAAAAAGAGUGGGAUGAAUUUAUCCUUGGGCAACAAAAAAGAUUUCAAUUGCUUGAUGCCGCAGAAAAAAGAACAACUCAAGAAUUUUGUAAGAGAUUGGAAUUACGGAACCAAGAAAUAGCUCAGCAACAAAAACAAUAUAGAGACUACUUCAACAAAGUAAUUAACAGCAAUAUUCCAUCCGAACGAUAUUUCACACAAUUUAACACUAGUGCACGCUGAAAGAACUGAAAAGCAAUAUUCAUUGUUUAAGUUUGUGAGCAGACAAGAGCUUCUAAACAUCUUUACUAGUAUGUAUCAAACAUAUAGUUUCUAUUUAUAUUCAUCUUCAAAUUGUUUAUUUCGUAGAUUGUGAAGUAUAAAAUACAAAUAUAAAUUCCUAUGAGAAUAUCAAAAAGUGUCAUAGACUUGAUCAAGAAACUAAAGCUUUUUCAGUUUACGGGCAGAGGCGGCGUCAGCAGGUGGGCAAUGAGAGUUUCGUCGGCAAAAAUCUUCACUUCAAUAUGGUUGUGGAGAGCUGCACAUUCUCGAAUAUAAUAAUUUAAAAACUACCUUAAAGUUAAUAUGCUGCAAACAGUGAAAUAUCCAAGUAACGGUUAAAGCAGUUUAUCUAUUUAUUUUUUUUUUUGACAGAAUAAUCAAUUUUUGAUCAGCCGACAAUGAACGCAAUGUAAUGGAUGUCGAAGAAGUUAAAUAUCCAUAUUUUAAGGCUUUUGAUUGAAGUAUAGUUCAUCAAACUUAUAAUUUGCAUUACUUUUGGCAGUGUAUCAGACAAGAUAAAUAAGAUAUCGCAUUCUGCCGACAAUUUCUGGACGGCCGACUGCGAACUAACUGCGAUGGAAGUCUGCAGAUUUUUAAACAUCUGAUUUAAAUAUCGUUCAUUCAGUUUGAAUUUGUAUUAUGUUUUGCAUUAUAACCGAUCAAGUGACAGAUGAAUGAGAUAUCGCUUUUUGCCAAAAAUUUUUAAUCGGUCGACUAAGAACUCAAUGCGAUGAAUGCCGACGAUGUUCAGUCCACAGAAUUUUAGACAUCUGAUUUAAAUGUUGUUCAUUCAGCUUAUAAUUUGCACUAUAUUUAGCAGAACAAUCAGUAAGCUGACAAACGAAUAAGACGCCGCAUUUUUUCCGACUUAUAUUUGUCUUUCGGUUAAGUUGUUACCAAGGUUAGGAGAAAAGAAUUGUUUUCAUCGACUAUUUCAAUUACUUAAUGUGGCAUUGGGGAAAUAUACUUUUAUAUUAAUACCAUACAUAAAUAGGGAGAUAGAGUUGUUUUCCCUAAUUCAGAAUUCAAUGAAUAAUAGUUCUAAAAUUAAUCAUAAUUUUUUCAACUAAUUGUUACUUCCUCGGUAACGAAUUGAUAAAUUAUUUUAUUUAUUUCAUUGCGAGAUUUCUCAGACUAAAAUCUAUUUAAUGGGUAGAUAAAAUUUAAUAAAAUACUAUUUUCUCAUGACACUCUUGUGAAAUAUGCAUGCUAAGAAGUUAUUUUGCUGCAGCCAAAUUAUAUUAAUUCAUUAUAAAUCACAGGAAUAAGUAAAUUCUAUAACUAUGAAUUAAGUUUAUUUAACAUCAAAAUAUCUGUUUUUGCAAUCUAAUUUGCAGGCUGCAAUUAUUACACUAAAGAAAUAUUAACGACUUCAACUGGCGACAAAAAAUAAAUAUAUGUGGUAUGGUAGCUUUUCAGCUAUACUAAAAGAGCUUAUCCAUCUACGCACUAAAUUUAUUAAAUAAUAUACUACCUAAAUUCUUCAGAUUCUGCAUUCAGGAUUGCAACUAUCUUAUCAGGA
Messenger RNA from Argiope bruennichi, 2775 nucleotides. RefSeq names its product RIB43A-like with coiled-coils protein 2. Lineage: Eukaryota; Metazoa; Arthropoda; Arachnida; Araneae; Araneidae. The transcript is spliced from 7 exons. Bases 57 to 1214 code for a protein of 385 amino acids. The record is from RefSeq and is a predicted model, not a curated record.